Molecule: messenger RNA, 2807 nt
Organism: Camelina sativa (false flax)
Lineage: Eukaryota; Viridiplantae; Streptophyta; Magnoliopsida; Brassicales; Brassicaceae
Source: RefSeq, a predicted model, not a curated record
AAAAGGGUUUCGCUCAGAAUCUUUGUUUCAAUCGGAAGAGAGUUUGUUUCAAUCGGAAGAGAGUGAUUGAAACCCAUAUUCGAAAAUCUUUCAUUCUUUUCUGUUUCCUUCUCCAGUGAAUCUUCGGAAAUCGAUCAUCGGUAAUCACGGCUAUACACUGGAUAAAGUCACGGCCUUUGAGCUUUCAUGUCCAACAAAAGGGUUUCUUAAUCGUAACUAAUCCUUUGCCUCACGGAGGACGUGGAGCUCUGCCGUUAGUCCUUCCGAUCUCUUCUUCAUAGCAAUGUGAAUUUUGCAUGACAUUAUUCCUGUGGUGGGUUAAUUGGCGACUCUCCGCAUGAAUUUGAUCAAAUGAAGCAAGGUAAUUCAUCUGCUCCUAGAUGUUUAUUGUUUUGAUUUUUGAAGUAUAUUGAUGUGUAUGUGGAUGUGGAUGUGGAUGUAUAUGUUCUGAGGUAGCUUUUGAUUUUGGGAAUCAAUUUAAUUUGUGUUUAUGAUUUCUGUUUGUGUCGGUGUGUUGUCAUCUGUGAGUAUCGGUUUAAGUCUAAAUGUAGAUUCGGAUGGUUAAUAUGCAGGGAUUCAUUUACAAGUAAGUACUGAUUUAGUGAUAUCUUCCAAGUUACCUAGGUUCUCUGAUCUGUACACUCUCACCAUCGACAGUGCUGAACAAACCUUUCUUUGACUUAUGUGAUGAAAUAUUCAUGAACUAUACAUGGAAGGUCUGCCUUUCGGUUCAAUUAAUCUCUUCAGUUUUCAGUUUCUUUCUAUAUGUCUUGUGUGUUAAGUAUUCUUCUACCUUUCACUUAUACACUACUUUUUUACAAAUUUAAAUUUUUAGACCCUCAUCAAUAGGUGUUCUAUCAUUGGACUAUGUCAAAAAUAAUAAAUAUAGUUGGAUCCCAUAAACGUAUUUAAAGAGUAAAAAUGGGAUCCAACCAUUGGAGAUGUUCUGAUUAUGAAAGCAACAUAUUUAAAGAGUAGACGUUUCUGGAUACGGUCCAUGUUUCGGAUCUUCACUUACAUCAUAUAUUUUUAACGCGUUUAUUAAUGGGUGACAUAUGGAGUUGACUCAACAUUGUCUACAUAUGGAGUUGACUUGAAUAUGCAUGCUUGACUCAACUACUUCAAAGAAAAAUUCUAAACAUGCAUGUGUUUUUUGACGAGAUCAACGUUUCUUAAAAAGUUACAAACCAAAGUCUUGCCUUAUUUAGUAGUACUAGUAUCUACAACAACUAUCUGAGCAAAGUUUGGUCUCUUGAAAAAUGUCUCAUAACCAUCUCUUGUCAAUCCUCUGUUUUAUUAUACUCGUCUUCAGCUUCGGCUACGUAUCUGCUCAAAAAUGCGGAGAGAAUCUGUUUUUCAGACCAAACGGUACGUAUGAUACGAACCGUCGUCUCGUUCUUUCAACUCUUGCUUCCAACGUUAGCUCUCGAGAUGGCUACUACAACGUCUCGGCUGGUGAAGGCGCUGGAAGGAUAUAUGCUUUAGGGCUAUGUAUUCCAGGGACUGAUCCAAAGGUCUGUUCCGAAUGUAUCCAACCCGCGUCUGACGGUUUGUUAAAGAACUGUCCCAACCAGACCGAGUCAUGGGACUGGAGAGCCGACAAGACGCUCUGUUUUGUUCGUUAUUCCAACCGCUCGUUUUUCAACGACACUGACCUAGACCCGACCACAGCAGAAUAUUUAAAUUUAGANUUCCAACAAGUCACCGGAGAUGUUUCAGAGUAUAACAGAACAUGGGAAGACUUCAUGGCACGUAUGAUAUCCGCAGCUUCGUCCUCAACUCCAGGCUCGCUUGCUGGCAGACAUUACGCAGCAAACAUAACUCCGUUGCCAGGUUUCCGGAGAAUAUACGUAUUGAUGCAGUGUACUCCAGGGAUUUCUUCUGUGGAUUGUGACGCUUGUCUUCAAGCAAGCGUUCGUUCGUACCAAGGUUGUUGCGGUGGUAAGCAAGGGGGUACUAUUAGGAGACCUGUUUGCUUUUUUCGGUUUGAUCCUUAUCCGUUCCUAGAUGCUUUCGAUAGCAUAACAUCGUCCCCUCCUCCUCAAAGUUCUAAAGAUCCUCAAGAAUCUCAACUCACGGCGUCGCCUCCUCCUCCUCUAGAUGGCAAAAAGAUUUCUACUGGAGUUAUAGUGGCGAUUGUCUUCUCCGUCGUCAUACUCGUUGCGCUGUUAGCUCUAGGUUUGAUUGCUUUGAAGAGAAGACAAUCAUACAAAGCAUUAAAGCUUACUAAUGAUGAUAUUACAAGUCCACAAUCUCUGCAAUUUGAUUUCAAGACAAUUGAAGCGGCAACUGAUAGAUUUUCGGAGAACAACAAAGUCGGUCAAGGUGGAUUUGGUGAAGUUUACAAGGGGUGUGUAUGUAUACCAAAUGGAACUGAAGUUGCGGUGAAGCGACUAUCAAAAAAUUCAGGACAAGGCUCGCAAGAGUUUAAGAACGAGGUUGUUCUUGUGGCGAAGCUUCAACAUAGGAAUCUUGUUAGGCUUCUUGGGUUUUGCUUGGAAGGAGACGAACAAAUACUUGUCUAUGAGUUUGUUCCCAACAAGAGUCUUGAUUAUUUCCUCUUCGACCCAACAAAACGACCACAACUAGAUUGGAGAAGACGGUACAAUAUCAUUGGAGGGAUUGCUCGAGGGAUUCUCUAUCUUCAUCAAGAUUCACGGCUCACAAUCAUACACCGUGAUCUCAAAGCGAGCAACAUUCUCUUAGAUGAUGAUAUGAACCCGAAAAUAGCGGAUUUUGGCAUGGCAAGGAUUUUCGGAAUGGAGCAAACUCGAGCCAAUACUAGCAAGAUAGCUGGAACCUUGUAA